AUGUAUUCAUUAUCUGUGCCUUCUUUCAAGGAUCAAAAUGUCACUGAGAUGGUGAUGCGGUCCCUAUCGUUGCACUUUUACUCGGACCAAAAUAUUGCUCGAUUUUUCAUCCAACUUUUUUUCAUAUGUUUUCUUUCUUUCUUUCUUUCUUUCUUUCUUUCUUUCUUUCUUUCUUUUAAUACGCUUUCUAGCUUCAAUUCUCAUCUCUUUGUUUCGUUUUCUCUCCUACCUUUUCUUUUUCUUUCAUUGCCUCAUUUAAUCUCGGUUCUGUUUUCUUUGUUUCUCUUUUUUCUUUUCAUCUCUGCAUUUCGUUUUUUUUCUUUCUUUCUUUCUUUCUUUCUUUCUUUCUUUCUUUCUUUUAAUCUGUUCUCUAUCUUUAAUUUUCAUCUCUUUGUAUUUUUUCUUUUUUUCUUUCUUUCUUUAUUUCAAAUACGUUCUCCCAGUUUAAUUCUCAUCUCUUUGUUUUAUUUCUUUCUUUUCAUCUCACUGUCACUUUUAAUAUUUGUCUUUCUUUCUUUCUUUCUUUCUUUCUUUCUUUCUUUCUUUCUUUCUUUUUCCUAA
This is a messenger RNA of Acanthosepion pharaonis, 561 nucleotides long. Lineage: Eukaryota; Metazoa; Mollusca; Cephalopoda; Sepiida; Sepiidae. The record is from the annotation of a GenBank genome assembly.